AUGACAGCUGAAAAGACUAUUCCUAUAAUUAAUGGAAAGCCAGAAGAUGCUUUGGACCCAGAAGCCUCAAGUACCAACCUCGUCCACAGCAAUGAUAAGAAAGUUCAUGAAAGAGGUCACUGGAACAAUAAGGUUGAAUUUGUGCUUUCUGUGGCAGGGGAGAUUAUUGGCUUGGGAAACGUCUGGAGAUUCCCAUAUCUUUGCUACAAGAAUGGAGGAGGUGCUUUCCUCAUCCCCUACGUGGUCUUUUUUAUUUGCUGUGGAAUACCAGUAUUUUUCUUGGAGACAGCCUUGGGACAGUUUACAAGUGAAGGAGGCAUCACAUGCUGGAGGAAAGUUUGCCCUCUCUUUGAAGGCAUUGGCUAUGCUACCCAAGUUAUAGAGGCACACCUAAAUGUAUAUUACAUCAUCAUUUUAGCAUGGGCUAUCUUCUAUUUGUUCAACUGCUUUACUACAGAGCUUCCCUGGGCUUCCUGUGGCCAUGAAUGGAACACAGAAAACUGUGUGGAAUUUCAAAAACUUAACAUGAGCAACUGCAGUCAAGUCUCUUUACAAAAUGCCACUUCUCCAGUGAUGGAAUUCUGGGAACGAAGGGUGCUGGCAAUUUCAGAUGGGAUUGAGCACAUUGGGAAUCUGCGCUGGGAGCUCGCCCUGUGCCUCCUGGCUGCUUGGACAAUUUGCUAUUUCUGCAUCUGGAAAGGGACCAAAUCCACUGGAAAGGUUGUGUAUGUAACAGCCACGUUCCCCUACAUCAUGCUGAUGAUCCUCCUGAUCCGGGGGGUGACGUUACCCGGCGCUUCCGAGGGCAUCAAGUUCUACCUUUACCCCGACAUCUCCCGGCUCUCUGACCCACAGGUGUGGGUGGAUGCUGGCACACAGAUCUUUUUCUCCUACGCCAUCUGCUUGGGGUGCCUGACAGCCCUGGGGAGUUACAACAACUACAACAACAACUGCUACAGAGACUGCAUCAUGCUCUGCUGCUUGAACAGUGGCACAAGCUUUGUUGCUGGUUUUGCUAUCUUUUCAGUUCUUGGAUUUAUGGCUUAUGAACAAGGCGUGCCCAUUGCAGAAGUUGCAGAAUCGGGACCAGGACUUGCAUUCAUUGCUUACCCUAAAGCUGUCACCAUGAUGCCUCUGUCUCCUCUGUGGGCAGCUCUGUUCUUCAUGAUGCUCAUCUUCCUGGGCUUGGACAGUCAGUUUGUGUGUGUGGAGAGCAUCGUGACAGCUGUGGUGGACAUGUACCCCAAGGUGUUCCGCAGGGGCUACAGGAGGGAGCUGCUCAUCCUCGGCCUCUCCGUCGUGUCCUACUUCCUCGGCCUCAUCAUGUUAACUGAGGGUGGGAUGUAUGUCUUUCAGCUCUUUGACUCCUAUGCAGCCAGUGGGAUGUGCCUGCUCUUUGUUGCCAUAUUUGAGUGUGUCUGCAUAGGCUGGGUGUACGGCAGCAAUCGCUUUUAUGAGAACAUUGAAGACAUGAUUGGGUACAAACCUGUGUCGUUGAUUAAAUGGUGCUGGAUGGUCCUAACUCCAGGUAUUUGUGCAGGAAUCUUCAUCUUUUUCCUGGUGAAAUACAAACCCCUGAAAUACAACAACGUGUACAUCUACCCUGACUGGGGCUACGGCAUCGGGUGGAUGAUGGCGCUCUCCUCCAUGGUCUGCAUCCCGCUGUGGAUCUGCAUCAAGCUCUGGAAGACAGAAGGCACCUUCAUGGAGAAAUUCAGGAAGUUGAUUACACCUAGCUCAGACCUGAAAAUGCGGGGCAAGCUCGGAGGAGGAGCCUACAUUGCAGCAAUAAAUGACUGCGAUGCCAAACUGAAAGGAGAUGGCACCAUUUCCACCAUCACAGAAAAGGAAACACAUUUCUGA
This is a messenger RNA of Pseudopodoces humilis (Tibetan ground-tit), 1863 nucleotides long. RefSeq names its product solute carrier family 6 member 11 (gene SLC6A11). Gene Ontology annotation, molecular function: gamma-aminobutyric acid:sodium:chloride symporter activity. Gene Ontology annotation, cellular component: cell projection; plasma membrane. Lineage: Eukaryota; Metazoa; Chordata; Aves; Passeriformes; Paridae. The record is from RefSeq and is a predicted model, not a curated record. Gene Ontology annotation, biological process: sodium ion transmembrane transport; nitrogen compound transport; amino acid transport.